AUGACCUCCGCCACCUUCUACCCAAACUUCACCUCCCAAUCCAUCUCCACAAGCUCCGAUAUCUCAAUCCAUACCCUCACAGGACCCAAAAAUGGCCCUCCUCUUCUUCUCGUCCAUGGUUUCCCACAAACACAUCAUAUAUGGCAUUUGGUUACGCCGCAUUUGGUUGAUCGCUUUUCACUUGUGUUGGUGGAUUUGAGGGGGUAUGGGGAGAGUUCUAAGCCGAAGGGUAGUGAGGAGCAUAAGGAGUAUAGUAAGAGUACUAUGGGCUUCGAUCUUCUAGCCGUAAUGAAGCAUCUCGGCUAUCCGCAAUUCUCAAUCCUAGCCCAUGACCGCGGCGCCCGUGUCGCCCAUCAACUCGCCAUAGAUCAUCCAGAAGCCGUGACAAAGCUUAUGCUUCUAGAUAUUCUCCCCACUCUAACCAUGUACAAAUUAGGAAAACACACCUGGUAUCAAAAAUACUGGCACUGGCCUUUCCUCUCGCAACCUUCUCCCUUCCCCGAACAAGCAAUUCUGGGGAAUCCUAACCUUUUUUCCGAGAAAUUUCUAGGGAAAGGUGGAGUGGGCAAAGGAUUUGUCAUGGAUGCGAAAGCUAGAGAGGUGUAUGACGGAUUGUUGAGAGAUGAAGAGGGUGUACAUGGUAUGUGUGAGGAUUAUAGGGCUGGGGCGUCGAUUGAUCUUGAAGAGCAGAGAAGAGAUAGGAAAGAGGGAAAGAAGACUCAAUGUGAUGUUUUUGUGGUUUGGGGUGAGAAGGGUGCAUGCGGAAGUGAGUUUGGGGAUGUAGUAGGGCUCUGGGAAGAGGUUUGUGGAGGAAAGGUGGAGGGUGUUGCGGUGAAUGGGGGGCAUUAUAUUCCGGAGGAAUGCCCGGAGGAGUUGGUGAAGUUGGUUAAGAAUUGGUUUUGA
This is a messenger RNA of Botrytis deweyae, 903 nucleotides long. RefSeq lists its product as uncharacterized. NCBI's taxonomy places the organism in Eukaryota, Fungi, Ascomycota, Leotiomycetes, Helotiales, Sclerotiniaceae. The transcript has 2 exons. The record is from RefSeq and is a predicted model, not a curated record. Bases 1 to 903 code for a protein of 300 amino acids. Gene Ontology annotation, molecular function: hydrolase activity.